This is a messenger RNA of Lynx canadensis (Canada lynx), 1229 nucleotides long. It is a transcript of the gene IMP4, whose product is annotated as IMP U3 small nucleolar ribonucleoprotein 4. The transcript is spliced from 9 exons. Gene Ontology annotation, cellular component: nucleolus; Mpp10 complex; small-subunit processome. The record is from RefSeq and is a predicted model, not a curated record. Gene Ontology annotation, biological process: rRNA processing. Bases 277 to 1152 code for a protein of 291 amino acids. Lineage: Eukaryota; Metazoa; Chordata; Mammalia; Carnivora; Felidae. Gene Ontology annotation, molecular function: rRNA primary transcript binding; snoRNA binding.
GAAGCCACACACUGACAUCUUUAUUAACUGCUAUCCUAUGGGACAACACUUUGACGCCAGCCUAUUGGCUGCUCCAGUGAGCAUGCGCUUCCAGACUGGCCAAUCGCCUUGCGACUUCCACCCCACCCUUCACCAUCUUAGCAUUGGGCGCUUCUAGCAGUAGCAGAGUCUAGUGAAGCUUCUGGCUACGUUCUUGGUUGAGGGCAGAAUCGAGGGUGGAGCUGCGCGGGCUGAGCCGGCAGAUUCUCCGGGACCCACGUGGAAGCCGCGCUCAGAAUGCUGCGUCGUGAGGCCCGCCUUCGCCGGGAGUACCUGUACCGCAAGGCACGCGAGGAGUCGCAGCGAGCCGCCCAGGAGAAGAAAGAGAAGGUUCGGCGCGCGCUCGAAGAGAACCGCCUGAUUCCUACGGAGUUACGCAGGGAGGCUCUGGCCUUACAGGGAUCCCUGGAGUUUGAUGAUGCCGGUGGUGAAGGUGUGACCAACCACAUGGAUGAUGAAUAUCGAUGGGCAGGGGUUGAGGAUCCUAAGGUCAUGAUCACUACCUCUCGAGAUCCCAGUUCUCGCCUGAAGAUGUUUGCAAAGGAGCUGAAGUUGGUGUUCCCGGGUGCCCAGCGCAUGAACCGUGGCCGGCAUGAGGUGGGGGCACUGGUGCGAGCCUGCAAAGCCAACGGGGUCACUGACCUGCUGGUUGUCCAUGAGCAUCGAGGCACACCUGUGGGGUUCAUUGUCAGCCACCUGCCCUUCGGCCCCACUGCUUACUUCACACUGUGCAAUGUGGUCAUGCGGCAUGACAUCCCUGACCUGGGAACCGUGUCAGAGGCCAAGCCUCACCUCAUCAUGCAUGGCUUCUCCUCCCGCCUAGGCAAGCGGGUCUCUGACAUACUCCGUUACCUGUUCCCUGUGCCCAAAGAUGACAGCCACCGGGUCAUCACCUUUGCGAACCAAGAUGAUUAUAUCUCCUUCCGGCACCACGUAUAUAGGAAGACCAACCACCGCAGUGUGGAGCUGACUGAGGUUGGGCCUCGCUUUGAACUGAAGUUGUAUAUGAUUCGCCUGGGCACGCUGGAGCAGGAGGCCACCGCAGAUGUGGAGUGGCGCUGGCACCCGUAUACCAACACCGCACGCAAGAGGGUCUUUCUGAGUGCUGAGUGAGCCCACUCACUGAUCAGGACAUAGACCUGGACCCAGGAGGAAGGGAGGGGUCAGAAUAAAGUCUGUGUGCCACACUA